Messenger RNA from Papilio machaon (common yellow swallowtail), 3113 nucleotides. Its product is annotated as protein abrupt. Gene Ontology annotation, cellular component: nucleus. NCBI's taxonomy places the organism in Eukaryota, Metazoa, Arthropoda, Insecta, Lepidoptera, Papilionidae. The transcript is spliced from 5 exons. Gene Ontology annotation, biological process: regulation of transcription by RNA polymerase II. Gene Ontology annotation, molecular function: protein binding. The record is from RefSeq and is a predicted model, not a curated record. Bases 289 to 1494 code for a protein of 401 amino acids.
CAAAAAAAUUGUGUUUUAAAAUUGUAAAUAUUGACUUGUAAGAAUCUAUUCGAAGAGUAGAGUGAAACGAAACGUAGAAGUGAAUGUACCCAUCAGCAAAUGAAUGACAAAUUAAAAAGUUUUAUUUUUCUUAUAUUGGUACGAGAUUUUAUUGAUUGUUUUCUUUCAAGAUUUUCGGCCAGACGGCGACUGAAAUUGCAAGUUACUGUGAUAUAUUUAUUUUCAAUAAUUAACUAUUCUUGUCAAACCAAUUAAAUGAGCAGGGAUAUCGAGUUAUGUCUAUAAGUAAUGGAAGGUACAGAACUGGGUGGCGACCAGCAAUUCUGUUUGAGAUGGAACAAUUUUCAAGCAAAUAUAACUUCUCAAUUCGAGGCACUGCGCGAUGAUGAGGACUUCGUGGAUGUCACCCUGGCAUGUGAAGGACACAGGCUGGAGGCCCACAAAGUGGUUCUCUCUGCGUGUAGUCCUUAUUUCAAGGAAUUAUUUAAAAACAAUCCAUGUGCUCACCCUAUAAUAUUCAUGCGGGACUGCGAGGUGUCACACGUGCGCGCGCUGCUGCAGUUUAUGUACGCAGGCCAGGUGAACAUCGCGCAGGCGCAGCUCAGCGCCUUCCUGCGCACCGCCGACGCGCUGCAGAUCCGCGGCCUCACAGAUUGCUCACAACACAACGAUAAAAAAGUCAAUCGAAAGUCUCCCCCUUCCCAAUUACGUAAUUUGCUCAGCGCCAAGCCGUCACAUUCUACCUCCUCCUCCAAAGCCGUAAACCAAAACGUCGAACCGAACGCUGCCGAAGAUCACGAGAAGAGCGCUAGUCGUCGUUCUGCGAGAAAUUCUCCCGAUGUUGCCAGAAAUAAUCUCAGCGAAGAAGCUCCCUUCCAAAUUUCUAGUCAAAUGAGGCCUAAUAAUAAUGAAUAUAGCGAACCUUGCACCUACCCUACGUUAAGGGUGAAAACUGAUCUCGAAGCACCAGAGCUGAACAAUGAUGAAAAUGAUAUUUUAAUGGAUUCCGGCGAUCCGGAGAAAAUAGAAAAAUGCGGACAAGAUUUUACCGCAUCUGACCUUUUGGAACCAAAAAUGGAAAUGAUGGAACAGGAAGCCAGCGACGAGGAACGGUCUGGUUACCAACAGGUUUAUUACAACGAGAACAAUGCGCUAGCCAACCCGUUUGCAACACUGCCAGGUAACGUGGAUCUCAUGGGCGGACUGAGUACGGAGCUCCGGGACGAGAAAGCGGAAGCGGGCGGCGCGGGCGCGGGCGCGGGCGCAGGCGUGCGGUGCGCGCAGUGCGGACGGCGGUACAGCAACGCGUCCAACCUGCGACAGCACGUGCGGCUCAUCCACGAGGCGCAGCCGGCGGUGUGCGACACCUGCGGACGCUCCUUCAAGACGCCGCUCUACCUGCGCCGGCACACGCUGGCGCAGCACCCCGCCUGCCUCAAGCCGGCGCCGCCGCCGCUGCCCGCGCUGCGGCCUGCGAUCCACUACCGACAGUAGCGCACGCGCUCUCUUACCCCGAUAUUAAAAAGAAGACCGUGCACGGGACCAGCGCCACGUUCCCCUCGACAACGAUUACAUCGCGCUCAUAUCAUUUUGUAGUUUUAAAACCAUAUUCUGUGGUCUCUCUUCGAGCUAUUCCACUUCUAGCAGUUAUCUCAUCUCAGGCUCCGAGAAAUAGCAUGCAGAAAUGUCAUGCUUCUUGAGCUUUCAGCCCAUCAAAGAGCACGAUUUAUAACUUGUGAUUUGUACAUGAAACCGUUUUUUCAGGCAGGAUACUCAUUCUUUGCAAUUGUUAGUUUUUACUUAAUGAUCGUUGCGCUGGUCCAUUUUAUAGUCUUCAACGAGGGGUACAAUAGUGUAUCAAUUAUAGUUUCUCCACUUUUUACGUUAUAUUAUUGAAGUUGCAUUUAUGAAAGUCAUCGAUGCGGAAAGUGCGUAUUCUAUUGUUCCUCGUCGUUGGGUCGCACUGCGAUGACGUGGCUCAUAGCGAGGCGUCAUAAAGAAGACUGUCAGUAGAUGUAUCUAGUCUGUGAUCGGAGUGUCGCCGGGGGCCUUUCUGCCGUCACCUCUCCGCUUAUUGCGUGCCUUUCAAUAAUUAUACCGAGUGCCAGACAUACGUUGCCUUAACGAGUCCCAUUUGGUUCGAUACUAUAAGUGACCUUUAAUUUUCUUUGUCAACUGUUAAUUACUAGUUUUAUUAAAAAAAUGUAUACACCAUGCAACAGUGUAUGAAAAUGAGGCGAUGAACUCAGCCCCCUUAGUCACGCCGCGUCAUUUUAUUUGUAGAUUUGUGUGACUAACUGGGACUCGUUAAGGGAAACGCUUAAGUACCUUCCUUUCUGACAAUAGACUGAUCGUUGUUAAAGCAUUUGUUGCAACCGGUGCUGAUUUAUCAUAGGUUAUUUACAGGUUACAUAUUAUACACACAUACCUACAUUAUACACGUUAUCCAUAAGUUCGAAACUUUCUGUCGCGUUCCAAGCAAAUGCGUAUUUUCAUAUAUAGAGUAUAAUUUUUUUUUUGUACCGAAAUCGCGACGGAAAGUGUCGAACUCCUCCGUUUUUGUGUCGGUCUCGCGAAGUUACAUAAACUCGUGAAGAACGACAUGUACAAUAGUGAUAUUUUUUAUACACAAUAGUUUAUCUUUACACAGUGUUAUAUUGUUGUGUGAUUGGACGGCUCCCGGUUAUUAGUUUGUACAAAUUUCAGACGUAAAGGUUUUAAUGUUAAAUGUCUUCAGAUUCACGGAACGAUGAGAAUAAUAGUUGUUACGAUGUUUAUAGUGUUAAACUUGCCAUAGCUAUUGAUUAACCCAGUGACUAAAACACUGGAUACAGACUAUAUAUUAGCGUGUAAGGGACUUUGUAUUUUUUAAACGUUAGAGCACCUGAUUUGUUUAUAAUAAGAAUUUCAGUUAUAGCAGUUGGGGGGCUAAAUAAAAAUAUUGCUUUAGGAAGAAUAUAAACAAGUUUGCCAUGGAAUAGAAAACAUCUAGUCAUUUUAAAAGGAACGGAAUUUUGUAGGGUCACGAUGUCGGAAGUGUGGAUUAGGGUUGUGAAUUACAAUGUUUUAUAUUUUAUUCUUUAUUCCGUAAUAAUAUAAAUUUUACCAAAUUA